AUGACGCAUAGCAACAUUGUUAAUGGAUUUGCGGCAACAGGAUUAUUCCCGUUUAAUCCUGAAGCUAUACCUGAGAAUAUAUGGGUAUAUGCCCCAUCAGUUUUGUCUGAAAUUGCAUGCCCACAAAUUAGCGUGGAGCCCAUACAAAGUCCUUUAUCUGACGUCAUAUUGAACGAUGACACUGAUGACGAUCUAUCGAUAUGUGAUAAGCUCCUGCAGAACUCUACAUCUAAUGUAUUAGAGACAGAUGAAUACCCUGUUCUUAAUAAACCGACCGAAAGCGAUUUGGUACGUAACUUCAAGAACUGA
This is a messenger RNA of Parnassius apollo (apollo), 309 nucleotides long. NCBI's taxonomy places the organism in Eukaryota, Metazoa, Arthropoda, Insecta, Lepidoptera, Papilionidae. The record is from the annotation of a GenBank genome assembly.